Messenger RNA from Xenopus laevis (African clawed frog), 801 nucleotides. Its product is annotated as P2X purinoceptor 7. Bases 97 to 753 code for a protein of 218 amino acids. The record is from RefSeq and is a predicted model, not a curated record. Lineage: Eukaryota; Metazoa; Chordata; Amphibia; Anura; Pipidae. The transcript has 4 exons.
CAUGUAAUUUGAGACGCAUAGUGAGGCACACAGUCACGUCUAUAACUGUCUCCAUUAUCUGCAAUACCUAGCUGUGUUCCAGAAGAGAAAGUGAAAAUGGACCAAGAAAAUAUAACUGCUGAUUCUCCAGCUGAUACCUCUGUAGAGAUAGAGGAUGAUUCCAUAUCUUCUUCCGAACCAUCGUUGGCAAUGGAUGAAAGUUUACUUAGACUACAUCAUCGCAUGAGAAAUAACCUUGGUGAUUCAAUUAACGGCCAAUGUGUCCCCUACAAUCCGAUCUGUACGCUUCAAGUGAGAGAACGAAGAAGGAGACAGAGGGAAGACCCUAAAGUAGGGAAUACUAAUUGGUGCAAAUGUGGUAACUGCAUACCUAUGCCGACAGCACGAGAAUCGGUUUGUUGUAAGGACAUAACAAAUCUACAGCAGCAUUUCUCUGACGAUGUACAGUGUAUUACCCAUGUCCAAGAAAUGCUGGAUCACUGUGUAGAAAAGAGAUAUCUUGAAUUUACAAUAAGGAAUGCAAGGAUGGCUACGCAGAUCGAGAUGAAUAAUCACUAUAACAGAGUCAUGCGCAGAGGUGCCUAUAGAGCCUUUACUAUAUGGACCCAUGGAUUUCUUGGACAAAAAAAUCGAAUUGUCAUUCCAGCUUGUUUUGUGAAUUUAAUUAGACUUACUUACCGUGAUCCUGCUGGAAUUUAUGUAGGUUUUAAACAAGCAGAGGAUAAUCCUGCUUUAAAAAUGGCUCUUGACUAAAAUGUUAUUUUUUUGCAGAAUCUAAAUACAAAUAGUUGUAAUAAAUGA